UUAAAGCAGGCCGUUGGGUGUUUUGAGAUUAAGCAAAUAGUCAGUUGAGCUCUGGAGUUUCCCCAACGCACAAAAAAAAAAAACAGUCGCAUUAGAUUCGAAGCUGAAUUCUUGUUAAUGUUUCGUUUGUACGAGCUCUACUCGCUGUAUUUAAAAAAGAUGGCCAGCUACGGAACAUCGCCGACUUGGUGUCUCUGCGAGAAACUGCCGCGCUCUAUUCUACACAUUGCUCCAACUCCGGAGCUUUGGUGCGAGGUGUGCGGACGACGCCGGCGGCCGCGCGCCUGCAUAAGCUCGUCGAGCGAUGAGGAGGAAAAGGCAGCGGUGCGACAACAAAUGCUAGCGGAGCGUCGACGCUCCGAGGAGGGGCGCCAGGGCUCAGUCCGCGUCAAGGUGGCCAUGACCGCUAAGAAACCCAAGCCCAGGCGCAAGGCCAGCUGCAUGAAGUGCGGCGGUGAGCCAAAGCCCCCGCUGGGUGGGUGUGGGGCUGGUCCACAGCAGUCGAAAUCUAAGGGCACCAACCACAAGCUAUACGCGGGCCGCUUCGGGCACUAUCGCAAGCCGCAGCGCUUGCAGGCCAAACGCAAGGACGAAGAUGCCGCAAACGGACCAAUGAACCAGAUUGAGAUUGAGCCGGUGGCAACAGCACCACCGCCACCACCAUCACCACCGCCAUCGCCGCCGGCUUAUGCCGCCAAGCCAAGCGAAUCGUUGUGGGAGCAGCCCAGCGAGGAUAUGCCCAAUCUGGUGGCAUUUGCGCACGAAGUAUUCAAUCGACCGCUGCAUCUGCGCAAGCGCCAGCCCAGCUUCUAUGACAAUCUCUUUGUGAGCGACUUUAUACCGCUGGACAAACCCAUUACGGAUUCGGCAGGCGGCGCCAUCUCCAAGCGACGCCGACUUUUUGGGCGUCCGCUGCGCUCGCAUUGCAGCCGCCCGCUGCCGCCGCUAUCGCAAGUUCUAUCCGAGAUUCUGGCCAAGCAGAAGGUGCGCGCUAAAGGUGGCGGCUUGGCGCCCAAAGAAGAAGAGCCCAACGGAAGCAAUGAAGCCACACAAUUCUCACCGUUCGACAUCUAUGAAGGACCCUCGGAGGAUGCACUCGUUGUGGAUAGCGCUCGUCUGGUGCUGCGCCAGCCCAAAGCUUUACAUAUCAAGCAACGUGCAGAUUUGCCUCCCACCAGACUCUCCAGCUUCGAGUCCGAGCCGAGCAGCGACUGCUCCUCGUCGUCGCCCUUCGAUGUGCCCUCGGCGCCGCCCGCAGAGCGGCAGCGGCAUAGCUAUAGUGUGGGCGCUCCCCUGCGCCUGCACGAAAUGAUGAAGGCGGUGGCCCAUUCGGGUCUGUCCGAUAGCAGCGCAUCCAGCAGCAGCUCGAGCAGCAGCAGCCAUAAGAGUGCCAGCUCCACGCUGCCCGUACAUCAGCAGUCGGUGCGCAGUCGGGGCGGGGAGGAGCCGCCAUAUAUUGAGGAGAAGCCAGCUGAGCCCGAACUGCUGCCCAUUUCAAUCAUAGAAAAGAUCUUAUGGCUAAUGGAACAGAAACCAGCCACUGAAAACGGACCCACGAAUCCCUUGACAGACGACGCCUUGCAGCAAAUUUCCCUAAUUGAGAAGCAGGACGAACACAUUGAGAAUAGUCACUCGGAGUCGGUAAAAGGUCUCCUCCAGUUUAUGGAAAGCCUGCACAUCACCGAUGCCGGCGAGAGCGACGAUAAUCGUUCAGAGAUCUUGAAUAACGAUGCAGAGCUUAAGAUUGUAGACACUCCCGUGCCAGAAUCACACCACCCAAAUGACAUGUCAAACGAAUUGCCUUUAAAUUCUUCAAAUAAAUCAGCAGGUGAUGAAAAGUAUGUCAACAUUUUCUCGAAUGGCGGCAACAGACCCAACCUAGACAAGGGCUUUGCCCCAAACCGACGGGCGCGUCUCUUGUCAAAGCCUACCAGCCCGCAGUCCAGAUCCAGCGGCAGCACCUCGAUGUGGUCCAUAAUUAGUGGCCUGUUCACAUCAAAGCAAUCCAGCGCGAAACCAACUCUUUCCUCAAGUCAUGACGAGGAAAUGAAACCACUGAAAAGAUCACAUAACCUGCACUAUGGAACCAUAAAUGCGCAUAACACUAAGCCCACAAAGCCAUCACAUCCAGUGCAAUCUAAAGAAAUCAAAGAAAGCAAGCGGAGCUGCCAGAGAUGUGGCCUGAAUCGUAAGAAAAAGAACGUGGCGAAUGCAAAUAUACAAAAUAAACUAAAUAAUUGCUGUGGAGCACAGAAGCCCUGCUGCAGGCCGCAUUCAUCUACAGAUUCCAAAAUAACCACCACCAGUCCUUGUCAGACAACUCCAGGAACAAGCUCCACAAGGAUUGAGCUGAAAGCAAAAUUAGGGAAGCCAAACAUUAUAAUAAAUAAGAAAUGUAAAAUCAAUCGAGAAGAGCUUAAGAAGAGUGUGGUUCCCAAAUCGUUGGAUAGCUCAAAGCUUGGGGCGAGUAUCACAAAUGGAGCAGCAGAGUGUCCAACGCCAGCUCAAUCCGUAACCAAUAGUUCCACACAUUUCGAAUCGUGUUUCGGAAUUGCGAGUCCAUCAGUAAAACCAGCAGCACGGAGCGCAAAUCUGAAGCCUGGCCCAGAACUCAAAAAUAAUCUUCUCCAGGAACUGUUGGAUAAGUUGAAGGCCAGCAAAAGACAAAAGCAGCCAACCGUAUAUCAUGCUAUAAGGACCUUGGCAACAGUUCGACAUGCCAGCAGCGAGAUUAUCAAUCCCAAAAUGGUGGCCGUUGCUAGAGACGUGACUUGCGCAUCCAACACUGGACAGAUGCAACAAUACAUUGUAAGCCCGGCUAUUGUUCCGGAAUCUUCCUUGGGCAUAUACGAGUUUCGAACUCCGGACAUACAAGCCAUCGAACUGGCUAAAAGCAAUGCAAAUUCUAAGCAGGGAAACUUGGAAGAAAAGCCCACACCUAUCGCUCAUUCAGAAACGUGUCCGCAAACUGAUGAAUCCUCGGUGAACAGCAAUGUCCACGAAAACAAAAGUCGCGUGCCACAAAAGAAAAGUCAUCCAGUAUGGCCGGCUCAUCCUUUCAGGCACAGAAAGGGACAUAUCAAAUACAAAGCCAUGGAACUGGAACUGAGUUAUGCACUCAGCGAUGAAAAUAUGAGCAUGAAGAAUAAGCCACUUAAAGAAAGCGUGUCCAAAGAAAAUAAGACCUUAAAGAAUCGUAAGAGACGAAAGAAUAACGAAAUGUGGAUAGUUAAUGAAAUGGUGCACCAGAAAAUAAACGAAAUGAUGACAAAGCCCAUAAAGCUCCUAAGUGUGAAUGAGUCCAAAGCACUUCAAACCUAAAAGAUCAAAAACCGAAGUAACCAAAGACAUGCUACAAACUCCUGUAGGAAGAAAUCGAGUUGGGGAAACGAAAUAGUUAAGAGCAAGAUAAUUGGAGAGCGUCCUACCUUUAUACCGUAUACAAUAUUAUAUCGUAACCUGUUUGCUUCAUUUUCCAGAUCAUGUGCUUGCCACCAGGUGCACGGCCCAUCCGGGUGCAUUAUCGCAAUCCUGCAGCAGCCUUGUUGAGUGCCUGUGCCAGUGUGACUUUCUGGUUUAUAUAUUACUUAGCAUAUUGUCUUAUUUUUUUAGCCGGCGUAGCUGUCAUAUUUGGUUUACUUUUUCCCCGAUAUGCCUGGUAUUUGCUGAAUCAUUCCUUGGAUCAAUACCAUAUAGAGCGUCAAUUUAAAGACGAGUUAUGAGCGAGUUAAAUAUAUUUUAAAAAUUGUGUAUUAAUAAAAUAUUCUUUUCUAAUUAAAA
Molecule: messenger RNA, 3780 nt
Organism: Drosophila montana
Lineage: Eukaryota; Metazoa; Arthropoda; Insecta; Diptera; Drosophilidae
Exons: 2
Coding region: 118-3321 (1067 amino acids)
Source: RefSeq, a predicted model, not a curated record